AUGUUGCGAUUCAGCUGGUACCGUCUGUGCAGCAGCGGUGCGGCCGCCGCCUCGUCGCUCACGCCGGAUGUGUUGGCGGUCGCGAAGGCGCAGUCCAUGCAGCUGGACGACCUCUCGCCCCGCAAGAUCGCCUCUAUUCUCGACACGUACAUUGUUGGGCAGGAUGAGGGAAAGCGGGCCGUCGCCAUUUCACUCCGCAAUCGCUGGCGUCGUCGACAAAUUAAAGACGAAGGCCUCCGACAAGAUAUUCUCCCAAAAAACAUUUUACUCGUUGGACCCACUGGAGUAGGUAAAACAGAGAUAUCCAGACGUAUGGCAAAACUCACCGAUGCACCAUUUAUUAAAGUGGAGGCCACAAAGUAUACAGAAGUAGGGUUUAAAGGAAAAGAUGUGGAAUCUAUUAUUGAAGAACUAUACGCUAAUGCAAAGACGAAAGCCAAACGAAGAUUAGAAAUGGAACGUGAACCAGAGGCACUUGCAAUGGCACUUGAUGUUGUUUUCAAUGCAUGGUCAUCACGUCGUCGUCUUACUAGUGCAUAUGGUAUUAGCAGUAGUAGUAGUAGUAGUAGUAGCAGCGGUAGUGGCAAUGUUGGAGACAAAGAUAAUGAAGAAGAUGUUUCUCCCUUUAAAGAAGUUACUCUUGAAGAGUUUAAAGAAAAGUACAAGACUGAAUACAAGGAUGAUAUGGUGGUGAUUGAUAUUACACAACAUCCAGUAAAUGCAAAACCUAAUGUUGGUCCUGGUGGUAUUGACAUUAUGUCUGUUAGUGCCUUUCUUGGCCUUAACACAGAGCCAAGGCGGGCGAAGGUACGAGUCUCUAAACGUGUGGAAGAGGCAGUUCCACUGGCAAUGCAAGAAGCACUAGAUCGACUAUUGGAUGAAGCUCAAAUAAAUGCAUUAGCCCGUACAUUGGCAGAAGAAGAUGGAGUUGUAUUUAUUGACGAAAUUGAUAAGGUGGUAACGGAACCGUCAAGUCCUAAUGCAGAUGUGAGUUCUACCGGUGUACAGCAAGACUUACUUCCUCUCAUUGAGGGAUCCAGUGUAACAAUGAAAGAUGGUACUCAAAUAAAUACAGACAAUAUUCUCUUUAUUUGCUCUGGGGCUUUUCAUACAGCAAAGACAUCUGAUAUGAUCGCUGAACUGCAAGGUCGUUUACCAGUUCGUGUGGAACUAAAGGCAUUAAAUGAGGAAGAUAUUCGACGUAUUCUGUGUGAACCAAAAUUUAAUCUCUUAAUGCAACAAAAGGCAUUAAUGAAGACAGAAAAUAUUGAUGUGGAUUUUACUGAAGAUGGUGUUAAUGAACUAGCACGGGUAACAACAACGGUAAACGCAAAUGGGCAAAAUAUUGGGGCACGUCGUCUGCAUACUGUUAUUGAACGUGUGAUGGAUGAGUAUAGCUUUAACUGCCAGGAAUAUGAAGGUAAGAAAGUCGUUAUAGAUGCUAAUGUGGUACGGAGUGCUACAGAAUCACUACAUAAAAAUAUUAACCUUGCCAAAUACCUCCUCUAA
Messenger RNA from Trypanosoma theileri, 1509 nucleotides. RefSeq names its product heat shock protein HslVU ATPase subunit. Gene Ontology annotation, molecular function: ATP binding; peptidase activity; ATP hydrolysis activity. NCBI's taxonomy places the organism in Eukaryota, Euglenozoa, Kinetoplastea, Trypanosomatida, Trypanosomatidae. The transcript has a single exon. The coding region runs from base 1 to 1509 and encodes 502 amino acids. Gene Ontology annotation, cellular component: HslUV protease complex. The record is from RefSeq and is a predicted model, not a curated record.